This is a messenger RNA of Dendronephthya gigantea, 2681 nucleotides long. RefSeq names its product solute carrier family 15 member 4-like. Bases 335 to 2122 code for a protein of 595 amino acids. The record is from RefSeq and is a predicted model, not a curated record. Gene Ontology annotation, molecular function: transmembrane transporter activity. Gene Ontology annotation, cellular component: membrane. NCBI's taxonomy places the organism in Eukaryota, Metazoa, Cnidaria, Anthozoa, Malacalcyonacea, Nephtheidae. Gene Ontology annotation, biological process: oligopeptide transport; transmembrane transport. The transcript is spliced from 6 exons.
GCUGCCAUCAAUUGAAUAGAAAUGGUACUUGGAAUAUAGACAGCCACGACAGGUCGAAGAUUAGCUUCGUUUUUGUAUAGGAGAGCGGUAUAUGGCAUGUAGGGUCUGGGGUUUUGAUUUAAAAGGAUGACUUUCGGGGACUAGCCGUUUUGUUUCGUGAUCACGAAGAUCGAAGGUUCGCAUGACUUGGUGUUUGUUAUUUUUAUUUCAUAUAUUCGAUCAAUAAUUUGGCACAUUUUGGGAAGAGAAAUUUUUACAUUUCCGCGUUGCUGAAAGUAAAGCAUAUCUUACUUUCAGAUCUGUGGCAGAUCGUUUACUUUAGUGUUAGAAGAAUAUGGAACGUUCUUUUGAAGGAACAAGGUCAGUGGAUGAGAGCUCACCACUACUAACAGGACUAUCAACACCAGCUAUAAAUGAACAAGAGUCAGCUGGUUCUUCUAAAACUGGGAUUUUCUCUUGUGCUGUCAUCUGUAUACUCUUUACAGAGUUGUGUGAGCGACUGACGUUUUAUGGCAUCAAUGGUAAUUUGGUGUUGUUUGCUACUGAGAAAGACCAUUUGCAUAUGCAACCAUCCAAAGCCUCGAUUUUAGCAUAUGUGUGGUCAGGAACAUGUUUCACAAUGCCAAUUAUUGGUGGUUGGUUGGCAGACUCGAAAUUUGGGAAAUUUGCAGUGAUAUUCUGCAGUGCAAUCAUCUACCUUAUUGGAACGCUGCUAUUACCCCUUGCCUCGAUUACAAGUGACAAAUCAGAACACAGUCAAUGGGCUGCAAAAGGCAUUCUUAUUAAUCCAGUUUUUACAAAAGUGGUUUAUAUCACUGGCUUAUUCCUUGUUGCAUUUGGAACAGGUGGAAUAAAGGCAAAUGUUUCCCCAUUUGGGGCUGAACAGGUUUCCAACCGAGGACCGGCUGCUAUUCAAGCCUUCUUCAGUUGGUUUUACUGGUUCAUAAACAUCGGCGCUCUGCUUGCAUUUACCUUUGUCGUGUAUAUCCAACAGCAAAAGUCUUAUUUUUACGGAAAUCUCAUUCCCGCCUGUUCGCUUGUGCUAGCGCUUAUCAUUUUCCUCAUUGGCAAGCCAAGCUAUAAACUUUGUCCACCAACUGGUAGCGUGCUGGAGACGACUCUAGCGAUUAUGAAGGAGGCGAUAAAAAGGUCAAGAAGGCGGAGGUCGUCUGUUUCCAAUGAUUUUGUCAGCCAUUGGCUGGAUAGAGCUAAACUGUCUUAUGGUGGUUCGUAUAGCAACUGGGAGGUUGAAGACGUAAAAAAGGUCUACAGACUUUUGCCGAUAUUUGCCACUUUUAUUUUAUACUGGACCGUCUAUGCGCAGAUGAGCACAUCAAUGGUCUACCAAGGCGAGUACAUGGACAUCAAUAUAGGUGGCGGUUUUCUGAUUCCCAUCGCUUCGCUCGCUCUUCUCGACACUCUGGGUGUCCUUCUUCUCAUACCCUUCAUGGACAAGAUCUUUUACCCUCUUAUGGAAAAAGCUGGCUUUCAACGACCAAGCCAACUGAAGCGUAUUGGAAUCGGCAUGGUGAUAGCCACUGCGAGCAUGGCCUGUGCCGGGGGGAUUGAGUUGGUCCGGAGGCACAAUUGUUGUAUGAUGCAACAUCGAGAGGGUGGCAAUGCUAACGGCACGCGUAUUUCCCAAAUCACGAUAUUCUAUCAAGUUCCGCAGUACACGUUGGUUGGACUCAGUGAGGUUUUCACCAGCAUCACAGGUCUAGAACUUGCGUACACAGAAGCACCGAAAUCUCUUCAAGGUGUAAUCAUGGGUGUGUACCUUCUAACAACUGGUCUGGGGACUUACAUUGGAGCCGCGCUGGUGGCGAUAGUCAAUGCGAUCACCGAAGCAGUCAAUGGAAAGGAGGGGAAAUGGUAUCCGGACACUGAUCGAAUCAAUGAAGGUUAUCAUUUGGCCUACUACUUCUUUUUGCUCGCAUUUAUAAUGUUCUUAAAUUUUAUUCUGUACAUAUUCGUCGCCCUGAGUUUCAAGGUCAAAAAAGAAACGGCGAAUCGGGCGGGCGUGUCGAACGGGGCUAUGAAUGGAGGCGAGCCACCGCCGGGGGGCACAGCAAGAGUUGCGCAGGAUAAUUCUUGGAGCUCUUCUGCAAGAGUGUCUAAUUGAUGAUAAUUACUGACCGCAUGUUCGGUUCGUUGUAUUUAUUUUUCACAACAUCUCCAGGGCAGAUAAACGUUUUUACAAACGUAGAUUGUAAUGAAAAUGAUUUCUAAACAAUUAGAUAAUUCCACUUCCUUCGUCUUAUAUAAACGUGAAUUAGACGUUGAAAACCCGUAGGUCAGAUGAUGAAACUCAGAUGAUGAGUUUCAAACAAAAGGCUGAGUUUAGCUUUUAUAAAUCCGAAAAAAAUAAUAUCAUAAUUAACAAAUUCUAGAUUUCAGAAAGCUAAAUGUCGGGAAAAAGAACAACUCCCCUCAAAAUUUUGUACAUUUUCAAAUUAUUUUUUGUGAAAACAUUAAAUGAGACUUUAAUAUAUACGAGAAAGAUCUCAAGACGCAAAGACUCAAAAAAUUUCAUUUAUUUUAUAUAAACAGUGGCCUGUUUUAAGUGUUUUUAUAAUCUUUCAUGGUAGUCUCAGCCUAAAUUGGCUAAAAUUAAACAACAAUAGUUCAUCUUUGGUACUUUUGCCUAAAUAUAAACUUCGAAACUCAAACAUAGUUUUAAA